This is a messenger RNA of Fomitiporia mediterranea MF3/22, 805 nucleotides long. RefSeq lists its product as uncharacterized. The record is from RefSeq and is a predicted model, not a curated record. The transcript is spliced from 4 exons. NCBI's taxonomy places the organism in Eukaryota, Fungi, Basidiomycota, Agaricomycetes, Hymenochaetales, Hymenochaetaceae. Bases 115 to 480 code for a protein of 121 amino acids.
GUGGGAUAGUGGUGUUUCGAUUGCGGUUGGGCGCGAACUGGUUUACAAUUAGCCUGAGUUGGAUGUUUCACGCCUCUCAAACCGACUAGACCAUCGACAAACGAAGCGCGUAAUAUGUCUCAUUUAUUACGAAUUUUGGUAGAGGCUGCAUUUGUCGUCGGGCUUCUCGUGUCUAGAAGUAACAAGACGAACAACCUAGAAUGUCGGUUUGAGCCACCUUGUAGGCUAGACCAUCGACAAAUGACUAAGAAAUGUCUCAGAAUUGGGAGAAGAAGCCUUUCCUUUCCUUUUCUGACCGGAGAAGCACAAGACGGCAUCGGGCUGUCCGGAAACAACUCAUCGAAAGACGCAGAUGACGGGUGGAUGCGUUCAGCCGACCAGGCUCAUCUCGUUGACUUUGCAACACCAGCAGAAGGUACUGGAAGAAUAAACUUCAACCGCCCCUCUAAUACCCCAUUGGCUUCCACUACCGAACUUUGAUGAAUUCAGGAGGAGCGACCUUCUCGGUCUGCUUGGGAUAACUCAUCAAGCAACGCAGAGGUGGUGGUUGCAUCUGCAUCUCAAGACGCUCGUCUCCAAGGUCGUCUGUUCGCCUGUAUCAUCAACAGAAGGUCCCAAUCCUAGAAAACUCAACUCGAGCCGCCUUUCUGAUAUCCCAUUGAUUUCCGCCACCAGUCUUCGAGACCCACCCGUCUCAUAUACGCCCCUACCUCACUCAUCUUCUCGAACAUCAUCAUCCCCAUGCCGUCUUCGCUAGAAACAAAGCUUGCUUGUGUCAUCUUGAGUUCCGUCUCCUUAAGUCCAG